This is a messenger RNA of Sander lucioperca (pikeperch), 1518 nucleotides long. RefSeq names its product signal sequence receptor, alpha (gene ssr1). The transcript has 10 exons. The coding region runs from base 114 to 1016 and encodes 300 amino acids. NCBI's taxonomy places the organism in Eukaryota, Metazoa, Chordata, Actinopteri, Perciformes, Percidae. The record is from RefSeq and is a predicted model, not a curated record. Gene Ontology annotation, cellular component: endoplasmic reticulum; endoplasmic reticulum membrane.
GCCUACCGGUGUUCCUGCGCAUGCGUCGUAGUAACUACAGCGGAAGCGGCACGGCGGCUCUCACAGCUGUCUGACUGACACUGAAUGAGAACGCACUGAUUUCCGCUCCAAAAAUGAUGAAAUUUCUCCCUAAACUGCUGCUGCUGGCGCUGCUAGCCUUCCCGGCCACCCUCCUCGUCAAAGGGCCGAUGGUGAGUGCCCAGGAUCUGACUGAGGACGAGGAGGCCGAGGCUGUGGAAGAUGACAUUGUGGAUGACGCGACCGCUGAGGCUGAAGACGAAGACGACGAGGCGGAAGUGGAAGACGACGAGAAUGUGGAACUGACGGAAGAAAAAGAAGACGAAGAGGAAGAAGCGUUGGUUGGAGAAGUGAAAGCUUCCCCCAACGCUGACACCACCAUCCUGUUCGUCAAAGGAGACGACUUCCCUGCCAACAACAUCGUCAAGUUCCUGCUCGGCUUCACCAACAAGGGAUCGGAGAACUUCGUUGUGGAGUCUCUGGACGCCUCUUUCCGUUACCCACAGGAUUACCAGUUCUACAUCCAGAACUUCACCGCUCUCCAGCUCGGCAUCGAGGUUCCCGGCGGCAGACAGGCCACCUUUGAGUACUCCUUCAUCCCUGCAGAGCCAAUGGGAGGGCGGCCGUUUGGACUCGUCAUCAACCUCAACUACAAGGACAUUAACGGAAACGUUUUCCAGGAUGCCGUGUUCAACCAGACGGUCACCAUCACAGAGAGAGAGGAUGGAUUAGACGGAGAGACGAUCUUCCUGUACGUCUUCCUGUCCGGCCUCGGGCUGCUGGUCAUCGUAGGCCUUCACCAGCUGAUGGAGUCCAGAAAGAGGAGGCGUCCCGCUCCAAAGGUGGAAAUGGGAACUUCGAGCCACAAUGACGUCGACCUGAGCUGGAUCCCUCAGGAAACACUCAACCAGAUCAUGCAGAGUCGCAGAGACAAAGCGUCUCCCAAAAGAUCUCCUCGCAAAAGGAACCAGAAACGCUCGGCCGGCUCGGACGAGUGACUGGCGCCGCGACACCACGGCGACAAAAACUUCAUCCAACCGUCUACGUGGGAGGAGGGGGAGGAGGGGGGAGGGAGAGGGGCUGGGAGCGCCAUGCUGAGCGCACUCUGCCCUCUCUACUGAGGAACUUUAACCAGUGCCAAGCACCGAGAUGGCUGGCUCUCUACUUUCAUCUUAAAAACUGUUCAACACACACACAGACUGACACCCACAGAGACACAGACGCACGCACACACACACACACACACACACACACACACACACACACACACACACACACACACACACACACACACAGACACGAGGGAGAGCAAAUAAUCCUAAAACAGGUGUGUUGGGUUUUAAAGGCACGUGAGACGUUUUCCUCUAAAGGUCUUUGGUUUUCUUUCAUUCUAUUGGUUUGUCGAAGCGUUUAGUAAGGUAACUGCUGAUGUGAUCGUUGUGAGACCGUUUUGAUUGAUUGUUUGAUUAUUACCUCCCACUCUGGUGUAAAAGUCAAAGG